This is a messenger RNA of Plasmodium relictum, 219 nucleotides long. RefSeq names its product conserved Plasmodium protein, unknown function. The transcript has 2 exons. The record is from RefSeq and is a predicted model, not a curated record. Bases 1 to 219 code for a protein of 72 amino acids. Lineage: Eukaryota; Apicomplexa; Aconoidasida; Haemosporida; Plasmodiidae.
AUGGUGCAAAAUUUAAAAGUUAAAGUGAAAAAAAAUAAAAUUGCUGAAAGGAAGAACAAGUCAAAAAAGGCCAAAAAAAAUAAAGAAAAAAUAGUAGUGAAAAGUUUAAGAAAGAAAAGCAAAUUAGUUAAAAUUAAUAAAAUUGAAGAAAUGGCGAAAAAAAUAUGUUCAGCAACUAAUAAUAAUUUAAAAUUUAUAAACGGAAAAGCUGAUAAAUAA